Molecule: messenger RNA, 1083 nt
Organism: Toxorhynchites rutilus septentrionalis
Lineage: Eukaryota; Metazoa; Arthropoda; Insecta; Diptera; Culicidae
Exons: 2
Coding region: 1-960 (319 amino acids)
Source: RefSeq, a predicted model, not a curated record
AUGAUUCCGAAGUGUGCCGCGCCGCUGCUGCUACUGCUCGUCGGAUUGCAGCUGGUGGUGUCCCACCCGUAUGCGAAUAAUUACCCAUACAGCACGGCCGUUGUGUUGGAAUCGUCGGUAUCGAAGGGUGCCUCCAGUAAGGGAGCGGCCGAGGGGGGUAAAGAUUUGCGGAAUUUCAACAGUGAUCACUCGUUCGAUGCCGGCGAAAGCAUCAAUUCCGCGGCGGACGCCGCCCGUUAUCACACGCUGGAUAAUCAACUUAACAGCCACCGGAUAGCGGAUGCGGCACGGGGUGGCUCCAUGGACAAAGUCAAGCUCUCCACGGGAGAGAAUUACGAGGCGGAUAAAUCGCACAACCGGAAGUAUGUGAAGUCUGGAUUCACCAACUCCUACCACAAGGAUGAGAAUGGAAGCAAAAGCUCGUACUACGAGGACUCGGAUGACCGCGGAGGGAAGCAAGUGUUCGACAAUAGGCAGAACAUGAAAAACGAUUACAAUGAUCAUCUUUACAACAAAGAGCUGAAGAAUAACCAACUGCGGGAUUGGCAAGAUGAUCGUUUCGGGGGAGUCGAGCAGCGAGGAGUUCGUGACUUUCAUCGCCAAUCUGCAGCCGAUCGAGGAAAUCAGCACGAUUACCGGGACGGAUAUCGCGACGAUCGCGAUCAGCAUGUACGAGGUUACGGUCAUGAAGUGCACCCGAUGCCACAUCUUCCACCGGUGGUUCCACUGCGCAACAAUUAUGACGAUCUGUACCAGCGGCGUUCGUUCUACGAGCCACGACCAGCUUUCACCACCGGACAGUCGCGAAUCGUCGUUUACGAGGAUCCAAGAGAGUACAUCUAUGAUUAUCCGACGGAUGAUAGGGAUGGAUUUAUGCGUCGCUACGACGAAGGUUAUUCCGCCGAGCGCGCAAGGAUUGAUUUUAGACCGAGCCCUUUGGUGAAUUACGGAAGGUAUUGAAUAAUUGGCGCACAGAUAGGAAGCGAUAAUUUAUUUUCACGCCCUGGUGAUGGUAUCGCGAAUUAAAUAGUAGGUUAAUUUGCGCGGGUAAGAAUAUUUAUAUAGAGUGUAAGUCAACAUCAG